Molecule: messenger RNA, 351 nt
Organism: Protopolystoma xenopodis
Lineage: Eukaryota; Metazoa; Platyhelminthes; Monogenea; Polystomatidea; Polystomatidae
Source: the annotation of a GenBank genome assembly
AUGGACGGCCUAAUGCAUGCCUUAUCCAGUCUUGCCUCUGCAGCCCUACAGGCCACAUCAGCGGACUCUGUUCUGCCUCGACUCCUCGGCUCUCAACGAGCUGAUGCUUCAAUGGUUGGUGCAUCGCGAUGGACUGAUCGGACAACCAACCAACCUCCUGGUCUGAAUUGGCAUCGUAGGUGCAGCUUCCGGGAUGACGGCGGUCUUGCAGAGGCCCUGGCAAGCGUGGGCGACGUCAUUCAAAUCUGCUUGCAUUUGGACCGCUGGAUUGAUACUGCCUAUCAUGCAUUAUCACUGGCCAGCCUUUUGGCGACAGGUAAUUGGACAUUUAAACUGCCUACGGAUCGAUAG